Molecule: messenger RNA, 2217 nt
Organism: Pangasianodon hypophthalmus (striped catfish)
Lineage: Eukaryota; Metazoa; Chordata; Actinopteri; Siluriformes; Pangasiidae
Product: olfactory receptor 142
Exons: 2
Coding region: 424-1347 (307 amino acids)
Biological process (GO): G protein-coupled receptor signaling pathway
Cellular component (GO): membrane
Molecular function (GO): G protein-coupled receptor activity; olfactory receptor activity
Source: RefSeq, a predicted model, not a curated record
AAGUUCCUUGCUGAACUCAGUCAAAAGCUCAUUGAUAUUUGCUUCUUACCAUCUUUUAUUUGUUUAGUGCAAAGGAACUUUUGUGCACAGUGAUCUUUCCAUUUAGCCCUAAGUUUUAAAGAACUCUGUGUGCCACUGAUACUGAAGUGAUAUGAACUCCUAAGGAAAAUCUCAACAUUGCUACUGAUGCCUACACUCAACUACAGAGAUCAUAUCAUCAGUUUGAAAGAAACACAUUUGUAAGAAAAGCAGAUAAGCAUACUCAAUACUAUAUAUACUAUAUAUGCAUCUAUAUAUAUUUUUACAAUUGUCAGAUCACUACAGAUUUUUUGACUUGCUCUAUUUGCCUGUACAGUCUCAUUUUACACUUAUUAAACUUAGUUUACUUUACUUACCUAUGUAAUUUAAUCUUCAAAAAGAAUCAUGGUAAACUCAACACAUUUCACUACUAUUAUACUGACUGGCUACUUUGAGGUAGGGCAGGCUAACUACAUUUAUUUUGCUCUUUCAAUAAUAUUGUACAUAACAAUCAUAUUAGCAAAUUCAGUACUUAUUGGUGUAAUUUGUGUAGAGAGAUCCCUACAUGAACCCAUGUAUAUUUUUCUUUGUUGUUUGUUUCUUAAUGAAUUAUAUGGCAGUGCUGCAUUUUUCCCCUUUAUUUUAACAAAUAUAUUAACCACAUCCCAUGAAGUUACAAUUGCUUCUUGUUAUGUACAGAUAUUUUGUCUGUAUACUUAUGCAUCUGUGGAAUUUGGAAGUUUAGCAAUUAUGUCUUAUGACAGGUAUAUUGCUAUCUGUUAUCCUUUACUAUAUAGCAGUAUAAUGACUUGUAACAGGGUGGGCAUAUUGAUUGUAUUGGUUUGGGUUGUAUCUUUUUUAAAGUUCACCAUAAACAUUUUAUUAAGUUUACGCUUAGAGUUAUGUGGAAAUGUAAUAGAGAAAGUGUGGUGUGACAACUAUCUUCUUGUGAAACUUGCUUGCUCUGACACCAGUGUGAAUAAUAUUUAUGGUAUAAUUGGUGCCAUAGUCACUAUAGUUCUACCCUUAAUGCUUAUUUUAUAUUCAUACAUGAUGAUUUUGAGAGUUUGCUUAAAUUCCUCUGUAGAAACUACUCAAAAGGCCAUGAGCACCUGUGUACCACACCUUGUUUCACUCUUAAAUUUCUCUCUUGGCUGUUCAUUUGAGAUUUUUUCAAGUAGAUUUGAUAAGAUACACAUGCCUCCUGUGUUGCGUGUGAUAAUUUCAGUAUAUUUUGUGAUCUGUCCACCACUUCUUAAUCCUAUUAUGUAUGGUAUAAGGUUGGCUAAGAUAAAGACAUCUUUAAAAAAACAUUUCUAUUUAAAGUAGAAAUAUUUGCUUCUCUUCUCUAUGUUUUCCACUUGGUGAUGUUUGGAUUGCUUCCUUAAUAUUAAAGACUGAAUAUCAGACUUAAAAGCAACAUAAAAUAACCUGUGCCAUUUGUAAGAGAAAUAUUUGCUUUACCAAACUUGUUAAGAUUAAUGCAGAUAAUGUAAUUGAUCUUACUAAGAUGACCAGAAAAAACAUAAAAUAUAUUUCUAUCCUACAAAGAACAAAAAAACUUUUAUAUUUGCCAAGUUGUAAAACAUUCCAGAUACUUUCAGUGGCCUCUGAAAUCAGUGAUGCAGAAAUAAAUUAGUCAAAAUUGCUGGAAUUGUUUCUUUACAAACUAAAUAUCACUUAGUAUAUAUUAUUAAGAUGCUAUCUACCAUUUCAAGCCUACAAUUAUGUUUACAAUGAAACAUUUGAUGUGGAUUGUUAAAAUAAAACCGGUUAUGGAUGGGAACAGUGGGCAGCACUCAGAAAUUGUUUGUCAUGAGGCCCACAGACUUGAGUGCCUAGAAAAGAACCAGUAGAUGGAAAAGUGUAUAUGACACAGUAACAGGUUCUGACAAGUGUGUAUGUAUAGGUUGCAAUAUGUAUAGGUUACUAUUUUGGGAGCAGUAAUGUGAGUGUUUUAAAAGGUCUCAAAAUGAAAAAGUAAUUUCAGGUGAUAAGCCAAGUGUGAAUGUUGUCAACUGUAUAUGUAUAAAAUGGCAUCCAAAUACACAAUGUAUUCUAUAUGAGAUGAUUCCAAUAUUCCAUAUUAGAAUCAUCUGCAUUCUUAGAUGGAUAUAGGAUAUUCAGAUAGAAAAAUGGUGGUGGUGUGCUACAUACUAUUUAAAUGUUAUUAUAAUGUUCACAUGUUAUGUUCUACCU